AUGAGGCGCUUCAAGCGCUUUCUGCUCUCGACACUGGUUCUCGCUCUUGUCUUGCCCGUUAUUAGUGCCCCCGCAGUUUUCUGGGGGCUCAGCGCAUCUCACUGCCACUACUUAUUUCAUCCUAUUGAGCCAGUGGAGCGCGCUGCACUGGGACAGAGGGAACCCUUGCCGCAGCGCAGCACAGACAAGCGGCCUGAUUCCAACGCAGACCUGCAAACAAGCAUCAACGCAUACCUGGCGCAGCACAACAACACAGAAGGUGUACAGCUCCCCCCCGUUCGAAUUCACUUCAUAGCAGCUUCAAAUCAGACGGACUGGAGUUUCUGUAUGGCUACUGCGUCGUGUGCACUCUCUGGUAUCGAGCUCAGCGUCCUUGGUACUGAGACUACCUACUCUCACGUCUGGCGGUUUGAGCAAUACCUCGACUACCUUGAUCGAGCCGGCUUGCGAGACGAGGACAUCGUGGUCACAUUGGACACAGACGUGGCGUGGACCGGCUCUGACGUGACGCCGUUCUUGCAGAAGUUUGCGCGGUACUCGCCUGCCUCGGAGGCAGCUCUUGAUCUCGCUGCUGUGCGCGCCUGGGAGGAUUAUGGGGAGGAGGUAGGGUCAGCCUUUAUGGCUACGCUGCGCACCAUGCCCGAGCAGCAGUCACGGCCUCUUAUGCAGCUUCCGCCAGUCAUAUUCAACGCAGACGACGAUUGCUUCUAUCAUCAGCCAGCCGACGGCCUAUUCCAAUGUCUUUCCAGUGACUACAUCACAAUGCACCUCAUCGCAGCCGCUCGCAACGGUGCAUCCUUUUUCUCUCACGAAGACGCGGCCCGCGUGUCUGCGGAGAACUGGGAGAACUACAAGAGCAUCUACAGCAGCUUCUUCGCUCAGGGACACGGGGAUCGGCACCUCAACACGUCACUGGAGGCUGCGACAUUUCUGCGAACGCCCGGCGACCUGUUCUUCUACGACGGCGCCCUCUCCGUCGGUCGUAACCCGUCGUUCUACCUCAACGCCGGCAUGCACGUCUCCCGCGCGUGGGCCCUGCGAGAGCUCGCCAGGGGCGUUCUUCGGUUUGCCAAGGAGCGACGGCCUCGCGCGAAGCAGGAGUGGUUUUGUGAUCAGUCAAUCAUCAGCACCCUGCGGUACUACUCACGCAUGUUCGAGGUCAAUGAGGGCCUUUUGUUUGGCACUGGGCACCGCAAAGAUGGCCAACUCGUGCGCGACUACUUUGGACUGCCGGUUGGUCUUAUAGCUGUCGACUCUCUCACAGAGUUCAUGUUUACUUCACAUUUGCGGCGCCGAAAAAAGCUUGGUGAGCUAACUGCCUACUACAUCCGUCAUCGCGAUGACAUGUUUUUCACUGUGCCUGACAGUGAUCUCAUCGCUAAAAGCUCCGGUAUGUUCAUUACGUCCCCACUGUGGGGUCGUGAGGUCCCGCAGCGCUGCAUCAGCGUACCCUUACUUGACGACUCGGUGUCGAUAAGGUGCUCAAGUGCUCUUAGGCGGCGUGUAUUUUCCUCCUUCAUACACUUCGCUGCCGGUAGCAAGCAACGAUACUAUCGGCUGUACCGUGAGUGGUUUGCCUGGUACUUCGCGACUCGGCAUAGUUCCAAAGCCCUGUUGUCUGCCAUGACGGUGCUAGAGAAGUUGAAGCUCGAGCUUUGGUCUAAUGAGACACUUCAGCGUAUCCCCUUUUUUGCGGUGUGUCCCAGUCCGUUUCACAGUCCUUGA
Messenger RNA from Leishmania braziliensis MHOM/BR/75/M2904, 1725 nucleotides. RefSeq lists its product as hypothetical. NCBI's taxonomy places the organism in Eukaryota, Euglenozoa, Kinetoplastea, Trypanosomatida, Trypanosomatidae. The coding region runs from base 1 to 1725 and encodes 574 amino acids. The transcript has a single exon. The record is from RefSeq and is a predicted model, not a curated record.